Messenger RNA from Anopheles funestus (African malaria mosquito), 8429 nucleotides. RefSeq lists its product as uncharacterized. Gene Ontology annotation, molecular function: ubiquitin protein ligase binding. Bases 2280 to 5708 code for a protein of 1142 amino acids. Gene Ontology annotation, cellular component: nucleus; cytoplasm. NCBI's taxonomy places the organism in Eukaryota, Metazoa, Arthropoda, Insecta, Diptera, Culicidae. Gene Ontology annotation, biological process: regulation of proteolysis; proteasome-mediated ubiquitin-dependent protein catabolic process. The transcript is spliced from 11 exons. The record is from RefSeq and is a predicted model, not a curated record.
ACAUUGAAUUCAAUUUCUGGUCGGUAAAGGCACUCGCUCCAGCGGUGGUGGAGCAACCAUUAGUGCACCACAAUCAGAGGUAUAAUUGUCCCGGGCGAUUUAUUGGUGUGAAGAUGUUUGAAGGUGAUGAUGAUGAUCGUGAUGUGAUUAGCGCUCGUAAUAAUCGCCCGAUGAAGAGGGCACGAUGAAGAGUGCGAGAGUCGUUCAAUGGAGAUGCUUUACCCGAGUGGCGGUUGCGGAUCGCGUGCUUAUCCCCCUUCACGGGCGGACGGAGAAGGACGCUGCGAAGAUGCGAGUGCGCGCGCACUACACAAAUGGGAGGUCGCGUGUGGGCACGUUCGCAGCAGCAGCUAUUAUGCCACGAGUGCUCGAUUUAAUGAGCGGGUCCGGGGAGGUUGCUGAUGAUACGAUCAUCUGUGUUUUUUAUUUAAAUUAAUUUUUAUUCACCUAUUUGGAGGUUUUUUUCUGAAUCGAAUUUUGAUCUACCGUGCGGAUAAUGUUUGAUAAGAACCCGUGGCCGGUUUAACCUUUUCCAUUCCAUUUGGCAUUACCGGUUAGUUUUGUCUCGGUACAGCGGCUCAUGGGUUAACCUCGAACGAUUUUACGAACCCAUUACCCCUGCGUACCAAUCAAACGUUUCAACAAUUUCGUCCAUUUCGAAGAUGCUGUGUGAAAGACGCGCGGUUUUGCUUUACUUUUCCGCAAACAGCCACAACCGUACCGGAGACACUAACGCUUGUAAUGGGUAUUUUUUUUUUGGUGGUGAAAACAAUGAAAACAUGCAAAUAAGUGUUCAAUCGGAAGGGAGGGUAUGCGUUUGGAUUGAGGUUGUAAUUUCCGGGUGUAUCACCCGGUGAAGGUUGUGUGCCGUGAAUUGGGGUAUUUCGCUUGUUGGAGGUUUUCGGAUCAUUUCCGGAAGAUGAGCCGUCAAGGUCGGGCAACCAUUAAGUUGAAGCUUAAUUGGAAGCACUUCCAAUAAAGCUUCUGUUUUGCCUGUGAUUGUUGAUCUUAAGUUUUGAAUUUCUGCCACUCUUUGAUGCACUUUUUAAAAUUUUGCAAUUGCGGUAAAUAUAUCCGAAAAGAAUUUUUUUUGAAUAUAUUCAAAAAAGUAGAUGGUGUUUCGUAGAAAUAAGUUCUAGGUGUAAAUAAUUUAACACAUAAAAAAAUCGUUAAAAAUUCCUCAAAACGAUAAGUAUUGCUUAAGCGAAUUCUCAACAAAAUAAUUCGGCCUCCUUCUCAAGGUAUUCUACGGAUAAUUCUUAAUUCUUGACAAGUAGUCAACUGUACCUUGUAGCAUUUCAAACCGGGAAAGGAAGAAAUUUCAAUUUCAAACCCGUAUAGGUUUUCUUUGUCUCUACGGAGAUGACGUUUACGUCCGUACGCGACCCGCUCUUCGGUGCAAUGUUUUUUUUGGGGGAAAGUCCGCGCAUGUGCCUGCGUUCGAGUGCCCACGGCUGACGGAGAAAAUUCGCUCCAUCGUGUCGAUGUUUGCAGUCUGGGCGCAUACCGCCCGGAUCGUGUUCCCAAAAACCCAAAGAUUGUGUUUGACCAAAGCUAGCCCGUUUUGGUUUUCCAUUUGCUGUUGUGUGGUUCGUUUGUAGAUGGUCUACUUUGAGAAAACCUUCAGAUGGUGUCCAGUGAUGGUGGGCUUUGAUUAAUACGCCAAGGAUAUUCGGUUUGGUAAAGGUGAGUUUGGGUGCAUCUUGCUUACCAUCUGUUAGCCGUCCCCCUCAUUGCAUGAUGUAGUAAGUCCAACGAGAUAGGAAGAGAUGUAGUGUGACGGAGAGAGAGAGAGAAAGAAAAAAGGAAAAAUGGUCAACCACUACCAUCAACCAUGCAUGCGUUUGGCAUUGGCGCUUUUCCACCUUGUGGAAACGUAAAUAAAUCCCACAAGUGUCGCUAGGACGCUGUCAAACGGUUUUGCAUUCUGGGCAAAACUUUUUGUGAGCAAAAGGGUGGCAAAUUUGGCGAGACGCAUUUGUGUGCUACGCGCAACAGUGGUAACAGUGCUAAAGUGCAUGCAAAAUCCAGCAGUAGCACCUUCAUCCGUCUGUGUGUUUGGUCGUGAAAGGGGAGUGAAUGCUGUAGCACCAGCCCCAAAACCCCUCCCCUGGUAUAGUGGAUAGACGACACUGGAGCACUGGAGCAUUCCCAUAGUGAUGAUAUAUUAAUGGAUGGGAAGUACGAAGUUAACUGGAACUGAACGCUAGAUGCUGCGUACUGGACGUCACCAGCAACAACUUCUGGUGGUACGCGAGCCGUAAUAGAAUCAAUUAAACAUGACGGCACACGAAUCGUAUGGAUUCAUCGGGACGUGGGAGAUAGUGGAGUCGCAUCUGGAAGGCACCACGGAAAAGCUAGGUCUCGAAGGCAUCAAGUUCCGGCUGGACGAGAUGGGGGACAUUAUCUGGUACAACGAUCUAAUCAACACAAACUCAAACACCCAAAACGGUGCCGGGCGGGACUCGCAGCUCAACAAUCCACGGCUGAGCAGUUUGAAUGGGGCGGCAUUUUGCCCGAUCAACGAUUCGGCGGCGGUACUGUUUAGCUGCGAAACGUUCGAGGUGGUGGAGCUGUCGUCGAACGGGCCGGGUCUUAUCUUCGGUGCGUACACCGGGCACAGCAUCGAGUUUCGCACCAACCACUACAAUCCGGGCGAGCAGAUGUCGCUGCGGUGUGACUGCUGGUGUGAGCUGCACUGUCAGCGCGUCAAGGAGGACCAGUCGGUCGGGCAGGAGGAACCGUUCACGCUGAUCACCGUGCUGGACGAUGGCAACUUCUGUGAUGUGACUCUCAAGAGUUGUGAUAAUGUAAUCUACAACGUGCACUCGCCAAUUUUGCGCUUGAACGGAUUUGACUGCAGCAGUAUGACGGCGGCUUCCACCUAUCAGCAUCUGGCUAGUCGGUUUGAGUGUGCCGAGGCGCAGGCACAGGUUGCUGCCACGCAUCCACCAUUGAUGAAGGUUUCCUCCGUACCGUGUGCCCGGGCAGUGCGCACCGGUAGCAACACGUACGGUCGUGGUUCACCCGCAAUGAUGUGCAGCGUUAGUGCGAGCGCCACCCCCAGCUUACAUCCGAGCGCACACGCUAGCCCAACGAUUCUGAAUCCAAACUUUCUGCUACCGCCAACAUCGCUCGACUCGUACAAUCUGUCACCGAAGCUGGUGGCAAACAUAUCGAACUCGUUCAACUGUCUCAUGCCGACGGGUGAUACGCACUGUACGGACGGUAACACACACUCCAUAUUUCUCGAUGUGCCAAAGCGGGCGGCCCAUCAAACGUCCUCCUGUUCGGAUUCGAACCUGCACAUCGAUCGGAAUGUGUUCUUCUUUCCCGAUGCGGUACCGGCUACCUGUCGCGUAAAGUUUAAACCACCAUCAUCACCAUUUCGCGCCCGAAGUCCAUCACCGUUUCCGGUGUCGACGCUCGAUACACCGCCAUCCUCACCGUUAACUCCACUCUCGGUGUUGAACAAUAUCCCGGCAAAGAUGUUGUCUACUAUCCUCCAUUGGCUGUACUGCGAAUGUUUGCCCGACCAGCUGGAUGAGGAUACCUGCAUUCAGCUGAUCAAUAUGUGCGAAAGUACGACACCGCUUAGCCGCAUGAGCGAACCGUGCAAGAACUAUCUGCGAAACAUACAGCUGAAGAAGUUUGUAAUCGACAUCAUCAACGACCUGCAUGACAGUCUGAACAAUAUGAUACAGAUGGUUAAUCCGAGCACCAUAUCCCACAGUCCGUGCGUACUGUGUCAGGUGUUUAAAGAAGGCGUCAAAGAGUGUCUCACGGCAUUUGUGAAGCUGCUACAGUUUUGCAACAUCUUUACAAAGGAUGCUACAACCUUCACGCGUCAGCAGCGGCACGAGAUCAUCAAGUACGUCCGUACCCGCAUGCCGAUCUAUCUGUCGCAGGUGCAUCAGCUGCUGCAGAACGUGAACCUCGUGCUGGGCAGCUUAUCGCCCGACGAUCGUAAUGAUCUAGUGUCCUAUCUGGUGCCGGAAAUAACCGGCGCCCUCGAGGUACUAACAUCGGCCGUGUCCGAAAUAAAGCUAUCGCUGGAAGAGGUUUGCAAGGAUUUGAAAAGUAGCCAGCAGGAGCAGCAGCAACAGCAAAAGCUACAUGAAACUUCCGUACAGCCGCAGGGACGUACGCAUACCGGCAACAAUCGGAGCGGUUGUGGCCGUAGCACCCAAUCAACCCAGCUGUCCGGUAACCGAUCCGGUACGGAACGUGCCCGUAGCCAUGCGCGCAGCACAACCGUACAGUCACGGCUCGGCCAAAGCACGUCCGAGUCCGAUCUGAAGUUCUUCCUGUACAUGUACGAGGUGAAGAAGAUGCGUGAUAUUUACGGGCGCGUUACCAAUGCGCUCGAGGUGUUACUGCACAAGAAAAACACGUUCAACGAGAUGAAUUUGCUGCACCAGCAUCAAACGGUACGGCGUAACUUGGAGCAGCUAGCGAUGGAGGUACCGUCCGCCAUCGGUCAGCUGGAGGAGCUUUGCGAUACGAUAGACGAGAAGAUUGGUUGGAAGGAGUUUAAAUUUUGCUUCAAAUUUCUCACCAGUCAAGUGAAUGGCAUUGUUUCAAAGCUGCUGGAACACAAGUCUGCCCUAAAUGAUGCAAUGUUUUAUAUCUCCACCCUGGUGCAGAAGGAACAGUUUACGUGUGCGCUUGUGGAAUUGGGUCUGCUGGACAAACGAAGCGUCGACCCAGCCCUGCUGCACGAGUGUGCUGCACGGCGCAGUGCGGUUCGGUCCAGUGGGCAGCGACAGCUUGAGUAUGCCACCGUCAAGAUGAAUCUGGUGCAAACUUUAUGUGAGUCACCGACCGCUGCCCACAGCAGCUUGUCGAAGAAUGCACUGAAGUUGCUCCAUUCGGGUCAGCUGGCGGAUAUGGAGUUUGAGGUGGUGGUACCGCAGAUGGAGCAGCAGAACGAAAGCGUUACGCCGACGACGUCAUGCGAUUUUAGCCCGGACGAGGGCCUAUUGCUCAACGGUGCGAACAAGGGUGCUAAUGGUGGUGGUGGUGGUGGGGGAAGUGAAACCGCAACGGCUGUGAAUGCUUCCAGUAGUGGCAGUAGUAACGGUAGUAACGCUAAAGGUUGCAAUACGAAAGGUACACAGUCGCAUUGCUUCAAGGCGCAUCGUGUGAUAGUGGCGGCCCGGUGCGAAUGGUUCAAGAAGGCACUGCUGUCCGGCAUGCAGGAGGAUAUUAAUCGUAAAAUUAUUAUUUACGAUACCUCGCCGGUUAUCUUCCGCCGGUUGCUACUGUAUCUGUACGGUGCACCGGUCGAUCGGUCCGUCGGUGUCGAUCAGCUUUGCGAGCUGAUGCUGCUUGCCGAUCGUUAUUCGGUCGACAAUCUGAAAGCGAUCUGCGAGCAAACGCUGGUUGCGUCGAUCGACAGCGAGUCAGUGAUCUGUCUGUACGGGAUAUCGGAUCGUUUUAAUGCGGCCGCACUAAAGGCACGGUGCCUAUCGUACCUAUCGCAGCAUACCGAGCUGACACAACUUGACAUCUUCCAGGAACUUCCGGUGUAUCUGCAGAACGAAGUGCAAGAGCUGAUACGCUGGUGCGGAAGGGCACCGGAACCGUGGUGUGACCGGGGCCCGGAACGUUCCAGAUCGGACCGUGGUUCGCGCCACAGCCUGAAGAGCCCGUCGAAAGCAUCGAAAUCGUCACGGUCGCGUAAAACGUCACCAUCCUUUAUGUGACCGUGAUGCCACUAUGCGCGACAAACCUAUAUGAUUCAUUGAUUGCUGUGACUAUUAUACAUCUGCCCCAUCUGCAUCAAACAGUUUAAAGGGCAAGUGUUUAAUGAAUACUAUACUAAAAAAAAAAUUCCGUAGUAAUUAAAACAUUGAUUACAAAAAAAAACAGAAAACCAAACAAAACAAAAGUCGAUACAUGAACACAAGGGAUUUACUUUAAGCGACUUUUCUGUGGCUGUAGAUAGUAUUUAAAAUUUUGAACCGAACCGACCUGAAUUGCCGGGUGGCACAGGGGGAAUGUAAAAGCUUCCCGUUUUACCGCAGUCAAGGCUGCGAUAAUAGCGAUAAAGGCAAUUAUGAAAUGGGCCACACGAAACAGUACAGUUAUAGUACAAUAUCGUUGGACGUGAUAAACAGUUUCAUUUUUUAUUAUGUUUUGUUUUGUUUGAGAGUGUUUUUCCUUUGUUGGGAAAAUAAGUAGCUAUUGAUUUGAAAACAAACAAAAAAAAAACAAAAACAAAAAACACCCACCCAGCAGCAUCCAACCAUGUCGACGGUUUAGCGAUUUUGCGAUUAUCGGUAGUUAGGAUAAUAUGGUUUAGAAAUGGGAUAGUGAACGGCUCUUUUUGUGGAAAGAGAACGGAAGAAGAAGAAGAAAAAAGGUGAUCAAUUGCGAUGGGUGAUGACCGCUUAUUCAAACUCGUUUAUUCAACAUACAUGCGCUAAAUGGAUUUAAUGCUAGCAAGUAAUUGAGACAUGUAUAGAUGUGUGUGUAUGUUUGUGUGUGUGUGUGUGUAAAAUGUAUGUUGACAGGCCAAGAAAGUGAUCGUUGUUUAAAAGGUUUUAUUCACAGUUUGUUUCUUUUUGAUAUUGUAAUUUUUUUGCAAUGUUUUUAAAAUAUUUUUUUUUUAUUUUUAAUCUUUUAUUUUUCCAAUUUUUUUGUGAUAUUUUUGUGUUAUUCCCUACGCAAUAAACUUGUCUAAAACAUAUUUGGAAAAAAUGGUAGGACUAAUAAUACUAUCCUUUCGUGCACAUUGCAUACUUUACGGCGUUUUUCCUUUUGUUAAGCUCUCUGUUUCGUUAAAGCGCGAGUAAAUGUGAUACUUUUUCUUGUUGCUUUUAAUUAAUUGAUUGAUUGCGCGUGUGUGGGUGUGUUGUGUUGGAUUGGAAUGUACGGGAUGCAGCUAGAUGCAAGUGGAAUAGGUGCAAAUAUGUUUGUGUGGUGCGAAUGUGUGAUCACUAUCGGGUUUGGCUGUAAACGGUAGAAUAGUACCUUCUAUCACUCGAUACGGUGCUAUACGGUAGAUUUGACCGUUUCAAUGUUUAAAUCUUUCUGAAGGGUGUUACCCCCAUUAAUGCGUUUUCCUCUAGCUGUCUUGUUCGAAUGUGUAAUGGUGCCAUGUCGGACGUUAUCUGUAGGGUCCUGUUCGUUUUAUCGUGUGUCUUUUUUUCCUUUUCGUGUCGUAUAUAUGACUCAAGCAGCUCGAGAUAGUGUAUGGUUUUACUUCAACUGAAAGAAAGCUUAGUGUCGGUAAGAAAAAAUCGAAAGCAAAAAAUUAGACACUUUAGAGGAACUUAAAUGGGGUUUGAGAGGCUUUUUGUUAAAGUUAGUUUAGUUUAAUUUUCACCGAGACUGGCUGUUUGGAAGGUUAACGACGCUCAAGAAUUAUUGCACGUGAUAAUUAACGUAUGAUGGAAAAUAUUCAAAACUAUCUUUACCGGUUUGUUUUAGUUUUGUUUUUGUAUGUUUCCCCCCGCUUUAAUCUUCAUUUUCAUCGCAAAAACAUUAAGCUUUCACACUAUAUGGAAUAUAAAGCAAAAUACUAAUGUGAACAUUUUAUUUAAAAGUAUGUAAUGGUUUUCAAUUCUAAACAAAUGGUUAAUAUACUUCUUCAGAGCGAUGCUACCAAAAUCACAUGACGUUUUUUUUUGUGUAAAUGAAAGAAAUUAAAAAAAAAAUAAUUUUGAAAAAAAACAUGAAAAUAUAUGGCUGGAGGCGCCUGGUGUUUUACUUAAAGGAUAAAGCAAAAUACUAAUGUGAACAUUUUAUUUAAAAGUAUGUAAUGAAUUUCAAUUCUAAACAAAUUGUUAAUAUACUUCAUCGGAGCGAUGCGUUUUUUUGUGUAAAUGAAAGAAAUUUUUAUAAAAUAAAAGAUAAUAAAUAAUUUUAGAAAAUAUAUAUCUGGAGGCGCCUGGUGUUUUACUUAAAGGAUAAAGCAAAAUACUAAUGUGAAUAUUUUAUUUAAAAGUAUGUAAUGGUUUUAAAUUCUAUCAAAUGGUUAAUAUACUUCUUCAGAGCGAUGCGUUUUUUUGUGUAAAUGAAAGAAAUUUAUAUAAAAUAAAAGAUAAUAAAUAAUUUUGAAAAAUAAAUGGCUGGAGGCGCCUGGUGUUUUACUUAAACACGAAGGUAAUGACUCAUUCCCAGCGUGUAGAUGUUUCUUACGGUUAUUUGAUAUUAUCUACACCUGCCGUACUGGUUAUCUGUACCAUCUCUGCAUAUUGUGCUGAGCUAAUAGAUUCUGCUAGCAAAACGCAACAAACACACGUGCGGUAAGAACCGGGCAAGAGAUAACUACCACGACGAUGUUGUGUGCCAGCGACAAAUGUAAACAGUAUGGUGCGGCGCAUGAGCAGUACGGAACGUACGUAAACAUCAUAAUAUUUCAAAAUCCGUUACCAUAGCUACAAAAACCUUGCACUUACUGUAUGAUGUAAGUUGAAGGU